This is a messenger RNA of Rubroshorea leprosula, 1425 nucleotides long. The record is from the annotation of a GenBank genome assembly. Lineage: Eukaryota; Viridiplantae; Streptophyta; Magnoliopsida; Malvales; Dipterocarpaceae.
GUGGCUCAUUUGCGUACCUUAGAGUAGAGUUAGGUAACUUCGUGGCCUUCAUUGCUGCCGGUAACAUUCUCCUCGAGUAUGUCAUUGGUGGUGCUGCCGUAGCUCGAUCAUGGACUUCCUACUCUGCUACCCUUUGCAACCGCCAUGCUAAUGAUUUCCGCAUCAAUGUGAGCAGCCUUCCUGAUGAUUAUGGUCACCUUGAUCCCAUUGCCAUUGUUGUCAUUACUGUUAUUUGCAUCGUUACAGUCAUCAGCACCAAGGGCUCCUCGCGCUUCAAUUACAUUGCCUCCAUCAUCCACGUAGCUGUUAUUCUCUUCAUCAUCAUUGCUGGCUUUGCAAAAGCUGACACCAAAAACUACACCCCUUUUGCUCCCUUCGGCGUUCGUGGCAUUUUCAAGUCUUCGGCUGUGCUUUUCUUUGCGUAUCUCGGUUUUGAUGCUGUCUCAACAAUGGCUGAAGAGACUAAAAACCCUGCACGAGAUAUUCCUAUUGGUCUUGUUGGCUCAAUGACGAUUACCACUGCUGCAUACUGUCUGCUUGCUAUAACAUUAUGCCUUAUGCAACCAUAUCAGCAGAUUGAUAAGGAUGCCCCAUUUUCUGUGGCAUUCCAAGCUGUAGGGAUGAAUUGGGCUAAGUGUAUCGUUGCUACCUGCGCAUUGAAGGGCAUGACCACUGUUUUGCUUGUCAGUGCCGUCGGUCAAGCCAGAUAUCUCACCCAUAUUGCUCGUACCCACAUGAUGCCACCCUGGUUGGCUCAAAUCCAUCCAAAGACAGGGACCCCAAUGAAUGCCACAAUUGCCAUGCUUGCUGCCACAGCAAUCAUUGCCUUCUUUACUGAACUCAAUAUUCUUUCCAAUCUUCUCUCAAUAUCAACAUUGUUCAUCUUCACGCCAGUGGCUGCUGGUCUCCUUGUUCGCCGAUACUAUGUCAGUGGGGUGACAACACCAGCAGACAGAAACAAACUUAUCGUUUGCACAGCGUUCAUUCUUGUGUCUUCCGGUGUCACUGCUGCUUACUGGGCACUAAGUAGCGAAAAUGACUGGAUUGCAUAUGCGAUUACAGUGCCAAUUUGGUUCUUGGCUACCUUGGCACUGCAGGUUCUUGUUCCACAGGCUAGGGCUCCAAAACUGUGGGGUGUUCCUUUGGUUCCUUGGUUGCCAUCAGCUUCCAUUGCUAUCAACGUUUUUCUUCUUGGAUCCAUAGACCGUGCAUCUUUUGUAAGGUUUGCUGUCUGGACUGCCAUCCUGUUGAUGUACUAUUUUCUAGUUGGAUUGCAUGCCUCUUAUGACACAGCCAAGGAGUAUGGAGAGAAUCAGGCUGCAGAGGAACACAAGAAGGCCGAAGAAGGUGCUGUGUCUGCCACAAAUUAUGGCUAAAUUAGAUUCAUGGAGAUGAUCAAUGCAAGUGUAGCUUCUCCUAUUUUAU